UCGUCUCUCACAGGUUCUCGCGAGGUUUGAGGCCGCUGGGCCGGCCCGGGCGGCUGCAAUAUGGCGGAGGCGGAAGGGGAGAGCCUGGAGUCCUGGCUGAACAAAGCGACCAAUCCUUCCAACCGCCAGGAGGACUGGGAAUACAUAAUCGGCUUCUGUGAUCAGAUCAACAAAGAGCUUGAAGGGCCGCAGAUCGCUGUCCGACUGCUGGCCCAUAAGAUCCAGUCUCCGCAGGAAUGGGAGGCGGUCCAGGCGCUGACGGUGCUGGAGGCGUGCAUGAAGAACUGCGGGAGGAGGUUUCAUAACGAAGUGGGGAAGUUCCGGUUUUUGAAUGAGUUAAUCAAAGUCGUCUCUCCAAAGUACCUAGGGGACCGGGUGUCUGAGAAAGUGAAGACCAAGGUUAUCGAGCUGCUUUACAGCUGGACGUUGGCCCUGCCGGAAGAAACCAAGAUCAAGGAUGCUUACCACAUGUUGAAGAGACAGGGCAUCGUGCAGUCUGACCCACUGAUCCCUGUGGACAGGACGCUGAUCCCGUCUCCACCACCUCGUCCCAAGAAUCCUGUUUUUGAUGAUGAGGAGAAAUCCAAGCUUUUAGCCAAGUUGUUGAAAAGCAAAAACCCAGAUGACCUACAAGAGGCCAACAAGCUCAUCAAGUCCAUGGUGAAGGAAGAUGAGGCGCGGAUCCAGAAGGUGACCAAGCGUCUGCACACUUUAGAGGAGGUUAAUAACAACGUAAAGCUGCUCAGUGAGAUGCUGCUUCAUUACAGCAAAGAGGACUCUUCGGAGGCCGACAAAGAGCUCAUGAAGGAGCUGUUUGAUCGGUGUGAGAAUAAGAGGCGGACGUUAUUCAAACUAGCCAGUGAGACAGAGGACAAUGACAAUAGUUUGGGGGACAUCCUCCAGGCCAGUGACAACCUCUCCCGGGUCAUCAACUCUUACAAAACAGUUGUUGAAGGGCAGGUUAUCAAUGGUGAGAUAGCCAACUCAGCCAUGCCAGACGCGGAAGGAAACCACUCUGGGAACCAGGGCACUCUCAUCGACCUGGCUGAGUUGGACACACCCAGCAGUUCAUCCUCCACGUCGGCCCCAGCCCCUGCCCCACUGGCCUCUGGCAUCCCUAUCCUCCCUCCACCCCCGCAGACCUCGGGUCCUGGGCGCAGCCACUCAUCCGGCCAGGCUGAAGCCACCGCGGGACCCAACAGCACAAGCAGCGCCCUCUGCCUGCUGGACGAGGAGCUGCUCUGCUUGGGCCUUGCUGACCCAGCCCCCACUGCUCCUCCCAGAGAGUCGGCUGCAAACAGCCCGUGGUCCCUGUUCCAGCAGAACGAGCAGCCGGACCUGGACUUCUGCAGCCCCAAGCCUGGGAGUGCUUCCUGCAGCCCCUCAGACGGGCCUCUUGUCCCGGCCUCAGCACCCUCUGCAGGCAGCUCCCAGGCCCCACUGCCUCCUCCCUUCCCAGCUCCUGUGGUCCCAGCCAGUGUUCCUGCCCCCAAAGCAGGCUCCUUCUUGUUCCCGACUGGACUGGCCCCGGCCCCGAAGGCUGAGUCCACAGCCCUCGGGUACCAUGGCUCCGCUUUGGGGGAUAGCAGCCUGCAGCAGCUCGAUGCCCUUGACCAUCUUCUUGAAGAGACCAGAGCGACCUCAGGCCUGGUGAAACCUGUCUCUUCCAUCUUCUUUCCUGGGGCUACCACCUCCCCUCUGAUCCCUGCCAGCACCACUGCUAGGCCUCUCCUCCCCUUCUCCCCAGGGCCUGGCAGCCCUCUCUUCCAGCCGCCUGCCUUCCAGUCCCAGGGCAGCCCCAUGAAGGGGCCAGAGCUCUCCCUGGCCAGUGUCCACGUCCCCCUGGAAUCUAUCAAGCCAAGCAGCGCCCUUCCCGUGACAGCCUAUGAUAAAAAUGGCUUCCGCAUCCUCUUCCACUUUGCCAAGGAGUGUCCGCCUGGACGGCCUGACGUGCUCGUGGUGGUGGUGUCCAUGCUGAAUACCGCUCCCUUGCCUAUCAAGAGCAUCGUGCUACAGGCCGCUGUGCCAAAGUCGAUGAAGGUGAAGUUACAGCCACCCUCUGGGACAGAGCUGUCUCCAUUUAGCCCCAUCCAGCCCCCUGCAGCCAUCACCCAGGUCAUGCUGCUGGCCAAUCCACUGAAGGAGAAGGCGAGGCUUCGGUAUAGGCUGACUUUCGCCCUGGGAGAGCAGCUGAGCACAGAGGUGGGCGAGGUGGACCAGUUCCCUCCCGUGGAGCAGUGGGGUAACCUAUGACCCCAGAGGACUUUCUGUCAUCACACUGAAGCCAGGCAGGCUGCUGCAAGACGGGAGGGAGGGCUCCCUGGUCCAGUCACCCUCCACAUCCUGGAUACAGCGUUUGGAGCUUGGAUAUGGAGCAGGGGCCCUGGGCAUCGCUGCUGGGAGCGGGGCUGCUGCUGUGAUGCUCUCUCCCUUGGCCCCCUAAAAGGACCUGAUUUUUGUCUACCUGUGUGACUUGAAGUGGCCAUGUACUGUCAGGGGUGGGGAGUGGCCCCAGACUCCGCACUAUGGCCCUGGUGGGAGCAGGCUUUCCCCCUCAUGCUGGCAUCCUGAUGCCAUAAGAGGGGGAGGUCCCUAAGAGACUCGGGGCUCUCCCUCAAGGACCACAUCCUCACACCCUUAGAGGCCUCAGCCCCAUGUCACUACUCUGUGCUUCCCCUGCUGGCAGACUCUUGCUCCCACCUCCAGGGAGGUAGACAAAGCCCCGUGGCCCUCAACAGCCCUGG
This is a messenger RNA of Lontra canadensis (Northern American river otter), 2744 nucleotides long. RefSeq names its product golgi associated, gamma adaptin ear containing, ARF binding protein 3 (gene GGA3). Gene Ontology annotation, molecular function: small GTPase binding; ubiquitin binding; phosphatidylinositol binding. The transcript is spliced from 17 exons. The record is from RefSeq and is a predicted model, not a curated record. Gene Ontology annotation, biological process: vesicle-mediated transport; intracellular protein transport. Lineage: Eukaryota; Metazoa; Chordata; Mammalia; Carnivora; Mustelidae. Gene Ontology annotation, cellular component: trans-Golgi network. The coding region runs from base 61 to 2253 and encodes 730 amino acids.